UAUGAUCACGUAUGUAUAAUGAUUUGCUAUAAACCAUGCUUGCCAUCGUUCUGCUGCUCGCUCUGCCGUUCUGCACCGCAGAGUCAGCUUCCAGUUAUGCAGGAUCAACCGUCGUUGAUUCUUAUCCUCCCCCCGGUGCCACCAACACUGCUAUCGACGCUUACUUCCCGGAUGCAUCUCAAGUCGGUUAUGCAGGUCCAACGCCUACUGGUGCUGAACCUGCGGCCAUUGUCACUGCUAUCCCAUUCUCUAAGAUCGAAAAUGUAUUUCCCUUGUCGAGGCCCAAUUCAGCAGACGGCGCGAACGUCACUUUCGAUGUGAUGCGUCACUGGGGCAACUUGUCGCCCUUGUACUCCGUGGAGUCGUUUGGUCUUCCUGGUGCAUCUCCCGUCAUCCCGGAAGGGUGUGGCAUCAACGCAGUGCAUCUCUUGAUGCGCCAUGGCGCCCGCUAUCCAACAUCUGGCUCCGGAGGUUCUCGAUUGGCCUCUGAUAUUCAUGCUGCUGCAUCGAAAGAAGGCUUCAGUGUCACUGGUGAUUUGGAAUUCUUGGCAACCUGGACAUAUAAGUUGGGCGCGGAGACCUUGACGCCUUUCGGCCGCAACUCGCUCUUCAGCAAUGGGGUUGCCUUCCGCUACAGAUAUGGCGAGUUGCUUAAUGCCUUCACGGACCUCCCAGUAUUCCGUACUACUUCUGAAGAUCGCAUGGUGGAUUCUGCCCUGAACUUUGCUGCAGGCUUCUUUGGGGUCAGAACUUACGAGACCGACUAUCACCAGGAGAUUAUCAUCGAGGAGAACAACUUCAACAACACCCUCGCUCCUUAUGAUGUGUGCACCAACUCCAAUAAUGCGGAUAUCGGUCGCUUCGGUGGUACUCAGGCUGGAAAAUGGGCAAAUAUCUAUCUCGAAGAUGCUCAAAUGCGCUUGCAACCAAUGAUCCAAGGAUUUAAUUUGACCAUCUCACGAUUGUUUUAUAUGCAGCAACUAUGCGCCUAUGAGACCGUGGCCCUCGGGUAUUCCAAGUUUUGCGACCUUUUCACUGAGAAAGAAUGGGAAGGAUACGAAUAUUUCAAUGACUUCUGGUACAGCUACGGACCAGGUAAUCCAACAGCAGCAGCGCUAGGCCUUGGCUAUGUUCAAGAACUAGUCUCACGUCUCACUCAUACUCCCAUCAGUGUCUGGAACAGCAGCACCAACAGCACUCUUGACUCGAGCAACAUCACAUUCCCUCUUAAUCAACCUAUAUAUGUGGACGCUAGCCACGACUCUCGUAAACCACCGCUUACCUCCAUAUCUGACCAAUCACAUCAGUCUUACAUUGUUAGCCAGAUUGCACCUUUCGCCUGCCAGCUUGUAGCGCAGGUGCUCAGUUGCCCAGCCUCAGAGGAGCCAACUCAUAUCCGGUUCCUUCUGAACGAUGGUGUGAUGCCACUGACGGGGAUCCAUGGUUGCACGGAAGAUUCGAACGGUCUCUGCGCGCUGCCCAGCUUCAUCAGCGGGAUGCAUGAACGAAUUGGGGAGAUCAACUAUGCGCAUGAUUGCUUCGCCAAUUAUACCAUGCCCGAUCCCGACAACAUAAUCGAUGGAAGAUACCCUAGUUAAAAGGAUGUGCCACCUUUUGGAGAAUGUUAAUGAACGUUAAUGUCUA
Messenger RNA from Suillus subalutaceus, 1644 nucleotides. Its product is annotated as histidine phosphatase superfamily. NCBI's taxonomy places the organism in Eukaryota, Fungi, Basidiomycota, Agaricomycetes, Boletales, Suillaceae. The transcript is spliced from 10 exons. Gene Ontology annotation, molecular function: acid phosphatase activity. The record is from RefSeq and is a predicted model, not a curated record. Bases 36 to 1598 code for a protein of 520 amino acids.